UUAUCCUUCAGACUGGGACUGGAACUGUGACUAGCAAUGGAGUCACUGCCUUUUCCCAUCAACCAAACCACUCCCAGCUGUUGGGCUCUUUUCCCGUUCUUGCCCAAUAGUUUCAUAAAUAUCAUUCAACUACCCCGUAAACAUAUAUAGAACUACAUUUGCUCUCUUAUCCUGGUUAUGCUUUACGGGUCUCUUUUCCGAAGACUCUUGAGCCCUGAUCCACGUUAACUUGGGCAAGUCUCCACUGAGCUCACGGACCUUUACCAAUCCCCAGGUCCUCCUUCUUCAAGUCUUGGAUCCUCCACUCACUCGUUCGUUCCCCUAGGCUCUUUUCCAUAGCCUGUACUCAUCCUAAUUAAUUGCUUUGUCUUUUCCGUCUGCGAUUCCACUUCAACUAAACGCUCUGACUGCUCCUUGGGCUUUCCUUUCCCCGUGCGACACUCGACAAAGGACGGCAGUAUUGCCCAUUCGCCUACUAUCAUCAGACCUCUGUCAUCAUAGCAACGACCAGCAGACCAAACUUUGUCGCCCGCGCCGCUCGUUUUAGCCUCAUUCUCCGAAUUUAAGUCAUGUCGCUAGUCAUUGUCACAUCCACCAGACUACGAUAGUACCGUUGUUUUUUACCGCCAUCCUCCUACAUCUUAUCCCUUCUCUAGACGCCCAUGGCCAAAAAGCGACGGUGCAAACCACGCAAGGGAACACCGGCACGCCACAACCAAUCUCAGACGAGCACCAUGUCCUCGGAGGACUCGUACGCUGUACAGAGCGGCCGACAAUCUAGUGACGGAACACCAAGUGAGCAUGCGAACAGCGACGGAAAUAAUACAGCCAUGACCAGUAUCGUGGGAACAGACGAGGAGCCUCACCCUCACAAUGACUCUGACCUUGACGAAGAUGUCGACGAAGACGACAUGAUAUCCAUAUACCCUGCCUCACAAUACCCUGGAGUUUCUGCAGCCCAUCAGGUUGAGACUCCAUUCUCUCCGGACUCACAUGCGGCAGACUCAGAUAUGGCUGCAUCAACAAGAUCAUUAUGGGCCCAAGACCUCGACUAUAGAGAAAUUCACGGCCGACGUUAUUGUCGUGAAUAUUACAUGCCAAACGACGACAUCGAACAAUGGCGAAUGGCCAUACAGCAUCAAGUAUUCAUGCACGUACUCGACGGCGGGCUCACCCUUGCUCCACUUCAGAACCCCGACCAUAUUCUUGAUGUCGGUACAGGUACGGGCGAAUGGGCGAUCAAGAUGGCCGAGCUGCAACCGCAAUGCGAGGUUGUAGGAACCGACAUUGCUGCGAUAGCAGAGACCAAGAGCGUGCCCAUGAAUGUCUUUUUCGAAAUCGAGGACGCAGAAGAUUGGGAUCGCCACCCCGAUACGUACGACUUAAUUCACUUCCGGCUUAUGGAGGGCGCAUUCCGGAAUUGGAGCUUCGUGUACGACAAUACUUACUUUUCCCUGAAACCCGGCGGUUGGAUCGAGGUGCAGGACUUUGUCAGCGCCGAAGGUUUCAUUCAGUUUUUAUCACAAUUUUCUGAUAACUCUCCCAUGCAUGAACUUCUUAGGGAUCUUGAAAUAGCAUCCGAGAAGUCGGGGCGUCCACGAGGCAUAUAUCAUCUCGAGCCACGAUUACUCAUGGAUGCAGGCUUCGUUGACGUGCGAGUAACAGAAUACUCCAUUCCUAUUACAAUCGCCGAGGCGUCUGCGGGCAAAAUUUGGCUCAUCUCUUGUCUGGAUGGCCUAGAAGCUCAUUGCUUGCGACUCUUGACAGAAUAUAUGGACUGGGACCCCGAAAAGUGCAAGCAGGCCUGUGAAGCGGCCGCGCGAGACUUGGCAAACGCCGCUAAAGAUCCCAUAAAAUCAAAGGGUCUUCAAAUCAAGAUGCGUAUCAUUAUUGGCAGAAAGCCCCUCGAUGCACCCCGUACCGACCUGGCGGACCUCCUUGGGAGAUGCCACUCGCCAGCUACAGAGCUCAACGGCGACAGCUCUAACCCUACGCUUCAUGCGGAUGACCAUAUGACCGCGGGGCCGAGCUAAAUAGGAAACUCAACUAUUUCAUUAUGAGGAUAUGAAAACCCAUUAAUCCUUGUUUUUUUUUGUUUUUGUUUUUGUUUUUUUGGCGACCGUUCUUUGGGAACAAGGGGUGGCGCAGAUGCUUUGUAGGGCGGCGUUUACAUGGAUGACGACUCGAUCUUUUGCAUUUACUUGUACAUACUUCAGCGGUUGAUCAGGGCGGCUAUUCUUUUUUUUGUUCUUUUAUUUUAUUUUAAGAUACACACGGGUGGCGCUUUGGUGUAACAAACCUUGUUGCAGUCUUUAGCUGUUUGGAGCAAGGUUUGCAGUCAAUUUCACGGGUAGUCAGUUGAAAGACACUUGAAAUGAUUAGAGAAAAGAACAAGAUACCUAUGUAUGCGCAUUGGCGCAGAAGUUACACAAUAUUCAGAGCUCUAUAUUUAUUUA
Fusarium graminearum PH-1 is the source of this 2456-nucleotide messenger RNA. RefSeq lists its product as uncharacterized. NCBI's taxonomy places the organism in Eukaryota, Fungi, Ascomycota, Sordariomycetes, Hypocreales, Nectriaceae. Bases 663 to 2033 code for a protein of 456 amino acids. The transcript is spliced from 2 exons. The record is from RefSeq and is a predicted model, not a curated record. Gene Ontology annotation, molecular function: methyltransferase activity.